AUGGCCGACACCGUUUCACCUCAAAACACGCAAAAUGCGCAUGAUAAUCAAUCCGCGGUGUCGAAUGAUCCUAGCAAUAACUGGUUUCCCAUAGAAAAGAUUACCAAAUCAAAGUAUGUACAAGGUAAGCGCCAGUAUUUAGUCAAAUGGGAAGAAUCAAUUAUGAUCAGAAUGCGGUUGUUCUCAUUCUUCUGCAUCACCGUUGCUUAUUUGGUCAUACCUGUGGAUGUUGCAAACAAAGUUCGACUGAACUAUGGUGUCGUAUUUCAAGAGAAAGCCAAGGUACAGUUUUCCAAUGAUGUCUGGUUACAUACGUUUGCAGUUGAUUUACCAAAAACAGUUCAAUUAGAUUCUACAAAUGAUUGUGUGAACUGUUCAAACUUUAACAAGGUUAUUGAAACCAUGAACAAUAUACGAGUUAGAUGUCAAGCUAGACUCAAUGCUACCACUGAGGAAAUUAAAACCUUGAUUCCUGAAAUAAGGAAAGAAACAAGAUCAGGAAAAUCUCCUAAAGCUUUAUUGGGUUUUGUAGGAACUAUGUACAAAUCUAUUUUUGGUUUAGCCACUGUUGAUGAUGUUAACAUUUUGGCUCAACACAUUAAUCGAAUUACUUCUACAGUCAACAAGGUUACAGAAGCUUUAGCACGACAUGGACGUCAUUUUUCUUCAUUUACAGCAGAAGUAACUCGUAGAUUAGACAAUAUGGUAUUGGGUCUUGAACAAAAUCAUAAUGCAUUAAUGUCAUUAAGUAAUUCCUUAGAGAAAGAUGUCACUUUACUUAGCAAUGCUAUUGACACGGUCCCCACAUUUUUGGUCAAUCAAUUAAGUAAUGCUGAAACUUUAGAAACACAGUUGGAACAAUUUAAACUUGGUGUUCAAACAUUAGUUCAGGCAACAGGUGAUUUAUAUUUCCCUGCACGCCUCACAGCUUGUAAUAAGAAACCCCAACCAAGGCCUACUUAUUACCACCCUGUUAACCUUGCACUUUUGCAGCAAUUCUUUAAUGCAUCUUCCAUAACGGGAAUCUCCGGAUAUACAAUGUUUCCAGAGGAAGCUAUCAUAGAUAUUCCUGCUUUUCGAUUUUAUAAUGACUCAAUGUCUACAAUAUUGGCUAAGGAUCAAAAAGAACAUUUAAGUUUGAAGAAAAUGUUUAAAGCUUCAAAACGUGAUGCUAUAAUUUUCCAGUCAUUAGCUGAACCACUUGCAAAUGGUGAUCUCACUGUGCCAGAAACAGAUAUUGAUACUUUCAAUGUUUUAACCAUUGUUUCUUUAUGUUUAUCAAUCCUUUGUGCAGUUGCCAUUGGAUAUUUAGUUUAUAAACUUAGAGCUUUGUCAGCAGCAUUGUUGUUAGCAUCUAAAGCCACGUCAGUCAAAGCUUCAUCUGUCCCAGUUUUUAGAUACAGACCUGAAACUAUCAAUGUUGAAGAAGAGCCUUCAAUGUCAGAUUAUAUUCAAAACAUCUUAACUUGGGAUCACGGCAUUUUUCUUAUGGUUUCAAUUUCAACCUUAUUUAUUAUGAUAUCAGUUAUAAAGUACUUAAGAAAUCGUAAUAACAAUUGCAAAAUUGUUCUUGAAGUUACGUCAGGUUCCUUGUGCACUUUCAUUCCUGUAACGUUCUUGUCUUUGUGUCCUUCCUAUUGGGAAAUCACUCCCCCAUCAGAUGUAAGUAACAUUCAAAUUUCAGGGUACAUUAGGCCAAUUUUGACUUUAGAAUGGGAUAAUUUAUCAAUCAAAAACAAACUCACUUCAAAAGAAAUUCAAGUCAAAUCUACACUUUCUCUGUCGUAUUGGCAAGCUUACAAACUCCGCAAAAUUCUUAAUCAACCUUUUUGUGCAUAUUUGGUCUUGAUUCAUGAUAAUUACUACUACGCCUUAUCAAAUUAGAGCCAUUCUCGAUUAUCA
Saccostrea echinata is the source of this 1902-nucleotide messenger RNA. RefSeq lists its product as uncharacterized. The record is from RefSeq and is a predicted model, not a curated record. Lineage: Eukaryota; Metazoa; Mollusca; Bivalvia; Ostreida; Ostreidae. The transcript is spliced from 3 exons. The coding region runs from base 1 to 1884 and encodes 627 amino acids.